UACUUGUAGAAAAAGUUUACAUCCCUUUCUGGCAUGUUGCAAUCUCUAUGUCUCUACCUAUAAGAAGAAAGAGAAUUUUCAUGGUUUCCAUAAUUUCAUAGUUUCUGCUCACACUUCCCAUCUCUUUGAAUCUUGUUCUCUUUGCCAUUUAUACAAGUUCAUCGAGGCGGUUCGAGUUGGAGUUUUGCCAGGGGCCUUGUUCUUAAACUCCCUUUAUAUAAUCAUCCUGGCAGGCAUGGGCAUUAAGGAGGAUGUGGAGAGUGAUGUGCAGGAGGGAGUAAGAGUGCCACUCAUGGCGGAAGGAGACGAAGCAGCUGGUGGAAGCGGCGGAGGGAAUCUAUGGAUGGUUUAUCUCAGCACAUUUGUUGCAGUUUGUGGCUCUUAUGAAUUCGGAUGCUGUGUCGGUUAUUCUUCGCCUACUCAGUCUGCAAUCCGGGAAGAUCUCAGUUUAUCAUUAUCAGAGUAUUCAGUGUUUGGCUCCAUUUUGACAUUUGGUGCAAUGAUAGGAGCUAUCACUAUUGGGCCAAUCACCGAUUUUCUUGGCCGAAAAGGGGCCUUGAGAGUGUCUUGUGGUUUCUGUGUUGCAGGUUGGCUUGCUAUUUACUUCUCCAAGGGCGCUUGGUUGUUGGACAUUGGGAGACUGCUAACAGGGUAUGGAAUGGGAGCCUUUUCUUACGUGGUACCUAUUUUCGUAGCUGAAAUUGCACCCAAAAACCUUCGAGGAAGAUUGACUGCUGCAAAUCAGUUAAUGAUCGUAACUGGAGUGUCUGUUUCCUUCAUAAUCGGGGUAGUAGUAAGUUGGCGGACAUUAGCAUUAAUUGGACUUAUUCCCUGCGCUGUGACAAUUUUUGGUCUCUUUUUCAUUCCCGAGUCUCCAAGAUGGUUGGCAAAGACAGGACGCCAGAGAGAUUUUGAAGCCGCACUGCAGAAACUGCGUGGAAAAGAUGCUGACAUAUCUCAUGAAGCAGCAGAAAUCCACGAUUAUAUUGUAACCCUCGACUCGCUCCCUAAAGCCAAAUUGCUGGAUUUGUUUCAAAGGAGAUACUGGCGCUCACUCAUUAUUGGAAUUGGGCUGAUGGUCUGUCAACAACUGGGUGGAAUCAACGGAGUCUGUUUCUAUGUCAGCGAUAUUUUUGAACAAGCAGGAUUUUCCUCCAGCAUUGGAACUAUAAUCUAUGCUAUUCUUCAGGUUAUAGUUACCGGCAUUGCUGCAGGCGUGAUGGAUAAAGCCGGACGAAAGCCUCUAAUUUUGGUCUCUGCAUCCGGGUUGGUGCUUGGCUCUCUCCUGACAGCGGUUUCAUUCUUUCUGAAGGUUCAUGAAGUAGCACUCGACGCAGUUCCCAUACUUGCUGUAACCGGCAUACUGGUCUACAUAGGAGCCUUUUCGAUAGGAAUGGGAGCAGUUCCUUGGGUUGUGAUGUCUGAGAUAUUCCCGAUAAAUAUUAAAGGGCAGGCUGGAAGCUUAGCAACGCUAGUGAAUUGGUUUGGCGCAUGGUUGUGUUCCUACACGUUCAACUAUCUUAUGAGUUGGAGCUCCUACGGUACUUUCAUUCUAUACGCUGGAAUCAACAGUCUGGCUAUUUUGUUCGUGGUGUCGUUGGUGCCUGAAACAAAGGGGAAAACACUGGAACAGAUCCAAGGAGCCAUGAACAAAUAGAACCGAAGGAAGAAAUGAAGAGCAUUCUUUUUAGAAGUUAAAUCCUCAUCGAAAAUUUGGGCAGCUCAGUUCAGAAAGAUGGAAAAUCUUUGAAGAUGCCUCAAUUUAAAACCACAAAGUUGUUGUAUACUGCUAUUUUGACGAUGAUUAAUUGAGUUGAUUUAUGCUAUGAAUAAAUAGAAAAAAAUAAUAAUUAUAUGAACCUAUCGAGAGCA
This is a messenger RNA of Pyrus x bretschneideri (Chinese white pear), 1872 nucleotides long. RefSeq names its product sugar transporter ERD6-like 7. Gene Ontology annotation, biological process: transmembrane transport; carbohydrate transport. The transcript has 17 exons. The coding region runs from base 236 to 1657 and encodes 473 amino acids. Gene Ontology annotation, molecular function: sugar transmembrane transporter activity. Gene Ontology annotation, cellular component: membrane. The record is from RefSeq and is a predicted model, not a curated record. Lineage: Eukaryota; Viridiplantae; Streptophyta; Magnoliopsida; Rosales; Rosaceae.